Molecule: messenger RNA, 3360 nt
Organism: Brienomyrus brachyistius
Lineage: Eukaryota; Metazoa; Chordata; Actinopteri; Osteoglossiformes; Mormyridae
Gene: pknox2
Product: pbx/knotted 1 homeobox 2
Exons: 18
Coding region: 182-3070 (962 amino acids)
Biological process (GO): monoatomic cation transport; positive regulation of interleukin-1 production; regulation of DNA-templated transcription
Molecular function (GO): DNA binding; channel activity
Source: RefSeq, a predicted model, not a curated record
UCUUAGAUGGUAGACGUCACUGGUUGUGCUGGGGAGUAUAGGCUGUGCUGUCAGCCCAGUGUCAGUCUGAUGAAGAUUGGCAUUCAGGCACCACCUGUUUCCAUUUUGUGUCGAACCUGCACGAUCGCUGUCCCGGAGUACUGCGGCUCCCCAUGCAAAGGUCUCAAUGUGAAGCUAUCCCAUGAUGCAACAUGCGUCCCCAGCACCAGCACUGACAAUGAUGGCCACACAGAGCGUUCCUCCACCAUCGUACCAGGAGAGCCAACAGAUGACGGGCACCACGCAACAGAACUCUAAGACCCAGCCGGUCCACCUCCCAGCAUCGUCUGGGGCAGUGGCCACCCCAGUCAGUGUGACACUGGACCCGCAGGCUCAGCUGGAAUCAGACAAGCGAGCCGUUUACAGACACCCCCUGUUCCCGCUGUUGGCCUUGCUGUUUGAGAAGUGCGAGCAGGCCACACAAGGGUCUGAGUGCAUCACGUCAGCCAGCUUCGAUGUCGACAUUGAGAACUUCGUCCACCAGCAGGAGCAGGACCACAAGCCGUUCUUCAGCGAGGACCCUGAACUGGACAAUCUGAUGGUGAAGGCCAUCCAGGUUUUGCGGAUCCACCUCCUCGAGCUGGAGAAGGUCAACGAGCUCUGCAAAGACUUCUGCAACCGCUACAUCACCUGCCUCAAGACUAAGAUGCACAGUGACAACCUGCUGAGGAACGACUUGGGGGGGCCCUACUCCCCGUCACACACCUCCCUCGGGCUGCAGCAGGACCUACUGCAAGGCUCCACCCCGUCCAUGACAGCAGUCUCCAGCUCUGUCAACCCCUCAGGCAUCGUGGUCCCCGGCAACGCCCUGCAGCAAGGCAGCGUUGCCAUGACCACCAUCAACUCACAAGUGGUGUCAGGUGGGACCUUGUAUCAGCCAGUUACCAUGGUGACAUCACAGGGGCAGGUGCUGACCCAGGCUUUACCCCAGGGGACUAUCCAGAUCCAGAAUGCACAGGUAAACCUGGACCUCUCGUCCCUCCUUGACGGCGAUGACAAGAAAUCGAAGAACAAGAGGGGCGUGCUGCCGAAACACGCCACCAACAUUAUGCGAUCCUGGCUCUUCCAGCACCUCAUGCACCCGUACCCCACAGAGGAUGAGAAAAGACAGAUAGCUGCACAGACAAACCUCACCUUACUGCAGGUCAACAACUGGUUCAUCAACGCCCGCAGGCGGAUUCUGCAGCCCAUGCUGGAUGCCAGCAACCCCGACCCUGCCCCGAAGACCAAGAAGAUGAAGUCUCAGCACCGGCCGACCCAGCGCUUCUGGCCGGACUCCAUUGUGGCUGGUGUGCUGCAGACCCACGGGACACACUCUGGCAACAACUCGGACAGCUCCCUUGCCAUGGACAGCUUGCAGCCGCUGUCUUCUGACUCGGCCACUCUGGCAAUGCAGCAGGCCAUGCUGGGGGGGGGAGAGGACUCCAUGGAUGGCUCGGAGGAGGAGGAGGAUGAGGACGAGGAGGAAGAAGGGAUGGAGGAAGAGGAGGAUGAGGAAGAGGAGGAGGAGAGAGCAAGGGGGAGGCAGCUGCACAGUGCCGGAGUGAGGGACCUAGGCCUCGAGGACAACGAGGGCAUGGAGUCGCCAAGCCUGCUCCUUAGAGCAUCAUCGUGUCGCAGCUGGAUUGACUGGUUUUCUACUGGUUUUGCUGACGGAGGCAGGAUUACCAAAGCCAGGAGGAUGUCCAUUGCCAAGGCGGCCACACAGGCCAUGCUGUCGGACGCCCUGCUCCGAGACGAGCCGGGGGACAGCCGCAUUCGGAGUCUGGAGCUCGAGCUGCCCCUGGACCGCUUCAUCAAGUUUGUCUCCGUGGGGCUACCCCUCCUGCUGGUGUCCGUGGCUUUUGCCAGGGAGAUCUCUAUCGGCCAACAGAUCAGCUGCUUCUCUCCAAGCAACUUCUCGGCCAAGCAGGCGAGUUACGUGGACACCUACUGCUGGGACACUCUGAUGCACCACGAAUUUGACGCCAACGGGAACUUCGAGGAGCGCUCCCUCUGGGUGCACAAAAUGUUCCCGUACUCCCUGCUGGCCAUGGCCGUGCUCAUGUACCUGCCUGCCCUCAUCUGGCGAUUCCUGGUGGCCCCCUACCUUGGUGCCGACCUGCUGUUCAUCAUCGACGAGCUGGACAAGUCCUACAACCGAUCGGUGCGGCUGGCCCAGAGCAUCCUGGACCUUCGGCACAGUGCCCCCAGCCAGGCGGAGUUUCAGGCAGAGUUACAAAUAGCGAAGCGGAAACGCUACUUUGAGUACCCCCUGCUGGAGAGAUACAUGCAGUGCAAGCAGCGCUCCUACUUCCUGGUCAGCAUGCUCUUCCUGCGUGGCUUCUUGCUGCUCCUCUUCAUGUCGGCCUCCUGCCUCUACCUGGUCUACUUCCACUUGUCGGCGUUGCUCCAGGACGAGUUCAGCUGCUUGGUGCGAACGGGCCUCCUGCGCGAUCAACCCUGGGUUCCCGAGCUGAUUCAGUGCAAGAUGAUGGGCCUGCUGGUUUUCCAAAUCAUCAGCAUUGCCAAUGGCGCCGUCUACGUCCUACUCGCUCCGAUUGUCAUUUUCAGCCUACUUCGCCUCUUUUGCUGGGACACCACUUUCCUGACCCUCUAUGAGGUGCUGCCGGCCCUGGGCCUCAUCAGCGGCCGCAAGCUGGGCUGCCCGCUCAACGACCUCAAUGUCAUCCUCCUCUUCCUGCGCGCCAACGUCACCCACUUGCGCUCAUAUGGCCGCUUGAGGGCCAUGUGCUCUCUGGCGCCCCCACAGGUGCAGAGACCCAUGGGCAGGCACCAUGCCAUGAUGAGCGAGGAAGAGGCAGAGGAGGCUCUGGAAGCCCUGGAGGAGAUGGAGGAGGAAGCUCGGGAGGCCAGGGAGGAGAGAAAGCACAACCUGGUGGAUAUCAUGACCUUAUUGGGAGGAGCUCGAGGAAACGUCAUGAACUGCAAGGAACAGAGACCUCUGGUAGAGGAACAUUUGAGUCUUGAGCCCUCUAACAACCAGGGGUACCAUGAAUUGAAGGAGACUCCGUCACAUAGUUAUACCUAAACCUUCCACCAGCGGACUGAACCAACACUUGGGAGGCAGGAGGGGGGGCUCACACUAACAAGGUGGAAAUGCUUCACAGGGGUCAUGGCUGUGGAAGUGGGGUAUAUUGCAGGGUAUGAAUAGCAUCCCCACUCCCCAAUUAAGACCUUAGGAGAGUUACUGCAAUCUCGCUGUUUGAUUUUAAGCCUGUGUGGGCACCCCAUUCCUGCUCAAUCCCCCUCCCUCUCUUUGAAAGACUGACUCGUUUUGUUUGCCUGUGUAAUUAUGCUAAAUAAAGAUGCGUAAACCUC